GAUUAAAUAAUGACGACUGAAUUACGUACUUCAUCGUGAAUAUAGUUGUUUCGCGUAGCCAAUUGAUUAAUCAUAAAUUUGAACGGAAACAGAAAAGUUUCUCACAUAAUAUAAUGAUUACAUAUCAUUUUUUUCACUUCAGACAUGAACAUUCGAAGUAUUCUAAUUGUGUGUUUUUUGGGAGUAGCAUGGUUUGACAGUUCGACAUCUCAACCUUGGGGAAGAGGACAAAACAGACAAAAGUGGAACAACAGGCGGUUUUUUAAGAAGGUUGAAAGAAGAAUUAAGAAUGGAAGACAAGUAUUUUCUCCAAGAGCACUGGGAAUGAUAAGAAAUGGAUGGGGAAAGAAAAAUAUUCACAAUAAAUUGAAUAAAGCUUUUGGACUGUGUGAUAUACCAGACCAAGAUGUAGUUAAAAAUAUGUUCCCGGGAUUAUUUCAGUCCAUCGACGAUAUCUAUAGACUUCCCGAGAUGCAACAGAAUAUUGCAAAGACGUCAACUGUUGACAAAUUAGAAGAACCGCCAGCAAUUCGUAAUUGGCAGGCUCUACCAUCCAGACGAGUUCGUAUUCCCAAAACAGUAACUAUUUUAUCUUCCGGUGAUUCCGGUCCUCAGAAUAGGAGUUUUAGUCGGACCGGAAAUCUAUGCGAUUGUUGUAAAGUAGAUCGGUACUUUGAGACUUAUGACAAUGUGACAGUCGGAGGCAUUUCUUACGAAGUCAUCCGUAUUCCAAAUGAGGAUCAAUUUUUUGCCAUUGAAAGAUGUCCAGAAAGCCCCAGGUGUAUUUACGGAGGCUGUAUACAGAGGUACACACGGCAGCCCAUCCUUAUUUGGAACGACACAAAACCCUAUUAUCCUCCGUUAGAUUUUGCCCAGUUUGAUUUCCCCACCCACUGCGAGUGGGCUAAUAUUGGACAGUGAGAAAAAUCGAUAAUUAUUGAGGUGUUUUAUAUAUAAACAUGGUGCCAAACACAACAUAGAUCCGCGUAAAAAGGUAGAGUAAGAGAUGACAAAUAUGAUCAUACGAUGUGUUGGUAUUUAAAUGUACCGAGUAAAGUGAAAGGCGAAAAGUUGAUGAUUUUAACUGUUAUUGUUAUUGUUUUGGGUUGCUGUCUACGAUAUUCUCUAUCUUAUUAAGUGUCUAAGAUACACUCAUGAUAAUGCAUAGAUACCAAUUCUAGAGUUGUACGACAACGUUUGGUUUUUUUAAUUAUUUAUUUCAUCAUGUUUGAUUGUUGAUUUCUUACUUUUCUAGUUCUGAAUGCUCGUAGUAGUUCAUAAGAAAAUCACAUUUUUUACAACCUUUAAUAUAAAACAUCAACUUCCUAUGGUUCGAAAAGAGAACAUUAAUUGCGCCGAAUUAAGAACUUACUAAAAAGGUAUUUUUUAAAGUAAUUAUAAAUUAACAAUGUUAAGUAAUGUGAUUGGAUGAAAAAUAUACAUUAGCAUGUCUAAACCUGUACAUUACGCGUUUCGUGUACCGCAAUUAUUUUCUUUUCCUCGAAAUGCAUGAUGUAGGGGAAAAAUUAUGCAUAAGGCAGUUAGUGUUUAUGAUGAAUCAUUAAAUGCCCUCGAGUGUAACUAUCCUAUUGAUUAAGAUGUUAAAUUUAUUGCACUAAUGAUGAUGUAUAUUUAAAAUUUGAGGAUAAAUAAAUUGACUAAAUAUCG
Messenger RNA from Saccostrea cuccullata (small rock oyster), 1668 nucleotides. RefSeq lists its product as uncharacterized. The transcript has 3 exons. The coding region runs from base 145 to 921 and encodes 258 amino acids. Lineage: Eukaryota; Metazoa; Mollusca; Bivalvia; Ostreida; Ostreidae. The record is from RefSeq and is a predicted model, not a curated record.